UGUCGAUGUUGGUCUUAAGCACGUCAACGUAACUGGUUUGAGUUUUAGAACAUGAUCGAUGUCGACAACGACAUACCAAACGUUGCAGGAAGUAUGAGGUUCCCGAACGAGUCUGACUAUCUGAUCUCUAGGCUUUCGACAGCGGACUCGAUCUCACCGAUUCCUUCAAAGUUUGAAAAGCUUGAUACUAGAACCAAUUGUUACCGUCAACAUUGUUGCAGCGAGAAGAUUCCCCUCUUCGAACAUGAUAUGAACGUAUUGGAAUUAUUACGACGAAGAGCACCAUUUAGGGGAAAGACCCUGCGAACAUUGACAUUCAGACUGAUAAGAUAAAUCGGUGAUGAUCCGACGAGGGUGGCCGGUGUGUGAUAAAGGAUUGAGAAGACGGAGCCAGUGCAUGUGGAAAGGGGUCGUCGGAAGUGAGGGGUUUGACUGCAUGGAGUCCGACAGAAUUAACGAUGGUCUCAUUUGUAACAGCAGAUGGAAGACUCCGUCAGAAAUGUGGGUUGAUGUUUGGUGGCAGUAACCAGUUAGUUGCUGCCUCCCAAUUAAGUAAACCUUCCCCAAUGCUUCUCUAUCGAUCCCUCGAAGCACUCAGCUAGGUCCUUUUCCAGCUCCUGCUACUCUGCAAAUCCCUCCCCCCUGCAUCGCCCUUGCCAUCUGCUGCUGGGUUGCGUUGCUUCACAUUGCUGGUGGUUUUUAUUGCGCGGAUGGUAGUGAUAUCGUUUGGUCCAAGUUGGCAGGGGGGAGGUGGCGGUAUCUAUUGGAGAGUCGGGAAUGUUAUUCCAUGGAGAAGCAGCAGAGGGUGAGAAGUGGAAGAGAAGGGGGUGGUAGAAGAAAUGGAUCAGGUGUGACUGGCUUAGGAAGGGUGGUCAUGGUGGUGCGGAAUACGAGCAGAGUGAACUCGGCAGCGGGGGUGACGACGAUCAUCACAUUGGGCUGGUGGUCGUCAGUUUAAGGGCUUUGAAGUGGUGUCGAUUUCGGGUGCCGGAACUGAAUAACAAAGAAAGGAGAGUUGUUUGGACUGCUCGAGUUUGAGAGCUAUGGAGGGCAAGCCUCGGGGACGAUGUUUUUGCUGCAACAGGGUGUUCUUAAUGUUGGUUCUGCUUGUCUUAGUUAGUUUUCUUAUGCAGUUUGCUUCCGCGGACGACAUCGAGCAUGACGAUGCGAUGGCCCCGUCGCAGCCUGGCUGCUCCAACAGCUUCGUUCUUGUUAAAGUUAGGAACUGGAUUGCAGGACUAGAGGAACCAGAGGUUGUGGGUGUGGGCGCAAAAUUCGGCGAGCUUAUCACCGACUUUGAACAAGAUCAUAGUGCCCCACUGGCAAAGCUAGAUCCUGAGGAUGCCUGCACAGAUUCUAUCAAACCACUUCAGGGAUACACAGCCCUGGUUAGACGUGGAAAUUGCGAAUUCACAACCAAAGCGAGGGUGGCGCAGAAGGCUGGAGCGGUUGCACUUCUUGUUGUGAACGAUAAACAAGAGCUUUACAAGAUGGUAUGCUCUGAAAACAGUACUUUUACAGAUAUCACCAUUCCAUCUGUCAUGUUACCAAAGGCAGCUGGAAACAAUCUGGAGGAUGCUCUAAAUCUUGGAAAAGAAGUGAGAGUGGUGAUGUAUUCUCCAAGAAGAACACUAGUCGACAUAGCAGAGGUGUUUUUAUGGUUGAUGGCUGUGGGCACCAUUUUGAGUGCCUCAUUUUGGUCGGCCUGGACUGCGAAGGAAGCUGCUCAAGAGCACAACCGUCUCAUGAAGCAAGAACGACCAGAGGUUCCAGCUGAGGAUACGACAGCAAUACAUGAUGCUGAGAAGUACUCGAAGGAUACAAUUGAUAUCAAUGAGUUCUCGGCGGUGCUAUUUGUGUUGUUGGCCUCAGCUAUCUUGAUGCUUCUCUACUUCUACAUGUCGGAUUGGUUUAUACGGGUGUUGGUUAUCCUGUUCUGUAUCGGUGGCUUCGAGGGUUUGCAGACCUGUCUUGUAUCCCUUCUGUACAGGUGGUUUCCGAAAGCAGGGACUUUCUUCAUCAAAGUACCUCUUAUUGGAGCAGUAUCAGUCCUUGCUCUAUGCCUGUCACCCUUUUGCCUCACGUUUUCUGUUGGUUGGGGCUACUUCCGUCUUAGUUCAUACGCCUGGAUAGGCCAGGACAUUCUUGGAGUUGCACUUAUUCUUACAGUUCUUCAGAUUGUUCAUCUCCCAAAUAUCAAGGUCUCUACAAUAUUGCUGAGCUGUGCAUUUCUUUAUGACGUUUUCUGGGUGUUCAUCUCGCCGAAAAUUUUUCACGAGAGUGUGAUGAUAGUGGUAGCACGGGGAGACAAAGGUGACGGCGAAGGCAUACCAAUGCUUUUAAAGGUCCCAAGGUUGUAUGACCCUUGGGGUGGUUACAGUAUUAUUGGCUUUGGUGACAUUCUCCUGCCAGGGUUGCUGAUUUCUUUCUGCCUACGGUAUGACUGGAUUGCAAGAAAGAGUUUGCUCCGGGGCUACUUUCUGUGGGCCACAGUUGGUUAUGGACUAGGCUUGUUUCUGACAUACGUAGCUCUCAACGCUAUGAACGGCAGCGGACAGCCUGCACUUCUAUACAUCGUGCCGUGUACUCUCGGCACGGUGCUAUUACUUGGGUGGUGGCGAGGUGAACUGAAAUCGUUGUGGUUUAAAGGAGAUUCUCUGUAUCAUUUUUCAUCAGAGGCGGCAUAAGUGCGUGGCUUCUGUAGCAGCAGCCCACUAGAUCUGUGGAACCCACUAAUUGAUUGGACCCAGAUUCUAAGCCUUCAACUGUCAGCAUCCUUCCUCAGCAUCUGCUUAGAGUUGAUCCAGUGCAGGAAAUAUCAUUAUAGAAGAGCCUGGUAGCAAUAGUAAAUUUUUGUCACCCAGCAAAGCCUAGAAACCGUUCCCGAGUGCUCAUUCAGCUGAAGUGUGGAUUUGAAUCACUGAUAUGAAUGCUUGAUGUGCAGUAUAUUUUUUCUACACGGAGUCUAGUGUAUUUGCAUGAUUUGAAAUGAUACACAAUUAUAAUUUUUCUUU
Physcomitrium patens is the source of this 3014-nucleotide messenger RNA. RefSeq names its product signal peptide peptidase-like 2. NCBI's taxonomy places the organism in Eukaryota, Viridiplantae, Streptophyta, Bryopsida, Funariales, Funariaceae. Gene Ontology annotation, molecular function: aspartic endopeptidase activity, intramembrane cleaving. Gene Ontology annotation, biological process: membrane protein proteolysis. Gene Ontology annotation, cellular component: lumenal side of endoplasmic reticulum membrane; lysosomal membrane; Golgi-associated vesicle membrane. The record is from RefSeq and is a predicted model, not a curated record.